This is a messenger RNA of Linum tenue, 1398 nucleotides long. Lineage: Eukaryota; Viridiplantae; Streptophyta; Magnoliopsida; Malpighiales; Linaceae. The record is from the annotation of a GenBank genome assembly.
UUGAUUCCUCUCCCAACUGAUAACCCCAAAUCCAAACCCUAUAAAAUCUCAAUUCCUUCCAUCCCAAGAAACCAAACCAGCCAUGGAGGCAACACAUCUUCUCUACGAAGCAGCCAUGCAAGGCCGUGUGGAAACCUUAACUACCUUGCUCUCCAAAGACCCUCUCCUCCUCCACAGAACCUCCUCAAGACCUCAACCCCUCCUUACUCCUCCGAAACGCCUCUCCACGUGUCGGUGUUAUCGGGCCACCUCGCCUUCACCACCGCCCUUCUAGCCCGCAACCCUAACUUGGCCUCCAAGCUAGACUCCUCCAAGAGGUCUCCCCUCCACUUUGCAGCCGCCGAGGGCCACGCCGAGAUCGUAAAAGCUCUGCUGAUUGCCGAUAAGGAGGCUUGCCUUGUACGAGAAGAUGACGGCAGGAUUCCUCUUCACCAGGCCGCCGUCGGAGGCCACGUGGAGGCUAUCCGUGAGCUGGUGAGUUCUGUAGAGUCUGUGGUGAUCAUGGAGCUGGAUGUUGGCGGGGAUUCGUCGCUCCAUUUGUGCCUACAGUACAACCAUUUGAAAGCAUUGAAGGUUUUGGUGGAGGUCUUAAGUAAUGAUGGUGAUGCUGAUUUGAUUAACUUGCUGUCUUGCUGUCAUGCAUCUUGCUGUCAUGUUCAAGCGACUAGAGAGCUGAGUCCCAAGCACUUCAAAACCCCUGAAGUCCGCGACAUCCUAAUCCAAUCAGGCGCAACAACAACAACGAGAACUACGAAAAACAUCGACAAAACACCAUCACCGCCGCGGACAAUCGAAUCGCAAUCCAACAAGAACAAACGGUCGCCGUCAGUUAAAGCAGCAGCAGCAACAGGAAGGAAAAAGACUCUAAUGUCAUGGCUCUACGUGCUCUUGAACUGCCUCGAGUACCACUACCUGUGGGUCAACGAACAGCGCGAUGGGCUGAUGAUCGUAGCUACCUUGAUAGCCACGGUAACGUACCAAUCGGGCAUCAACCCGCCAGGAGGCGUCUGGCAACAGGACGCCAAAGAGCCAGACUACUGCAUUGACAGAGAUAUCAAUACAGAUUACGUUCAGUUUUCUACAACAAAUUCUCUCUACAAUAUUCCUAACAAAGAGUACAACGACUUCGUGCGUUACAACACGAUCGCGUUUGCUGCUUCCGCUGCAGUUAUCCUGCUGAUCUUGGGAGGGAUCCCUCUUCGGCACCAGUUCUGUGCGUGGUUGUUGACGCAGACUAUGUUCUUGGCGCUGACGUUCAUGGGCGGUGCUUAUAUGACCGGGCUGUAUAACGUUACACCGGACAAUGUGGUGGAUAACUUCAAUGACAUUUCCAAUAUUGUGCUGUGGGCAAGAAGAUGGUGCAGAAGUACUGCAACAAGAGCUCGUCGUCAUCUUUAA